Strongylocentrotus purpuratus (purple sea urchin) is the source of this 3582-nucleotide messenger RNA. RefSeq names its product adenylyl cyclase-associated protein 1. The coding region runs from base 185 to 1681 and encodes 498 amino acids. Gene Ontology annotation, cellular component: cytoplasm. Gene Ontology annotation, biological process: cell morphogenesis; cytoskeleton organization; regulation of adenylate cyclase activity. Lineage: Eukaryota; Metazoa; Echinodermata; Echinoidea; Camarodonta; Strongylocentrotidae. Gene Ontology annotation, molecular function: actin binding; adenylate cyclase binding. The transcript has 13 exons. The record is from RefSeq and is a predicted model, not a curated record.
UUUGUUUGAUGACGGAAGCGUGUGGCACAGCGAAUCCUACAGACCUACCGUACUUCCGGGUUUUCACCACUCCCUCAUCUACUUCAGUGGACCGCUGGUUCUGGAGUUCAGACUUAAAAUUCACAAUUUAACAUCGAAAUUUAGGAUUAUAGUUUUUGCAUAUCAACCAUACUAGUCUUCCAAGAUGGCGACCGAUGCACUCAACCUAGUUCAGCAGCUGAAGCAAGAGACGGGGAAUCUCAGGACACUUGCAGACACCGUCAGCAAGGCCGAACUCACCAAGGAGUUUGGGAGCGUUCUCGAAGAAGUGAUCUCCACCUUGAACUCUGUUAACAAAGAUCUUUGUGUGGGUUCAUCUGUUUUUGUCCAAGAAUAUGAUGACCUCAUUAAUGGUGCAGUUGCUAAUUUCAUCACAAUCAGCAACAAACUUGGUGGUGAUAUUGCAGAGGAGGCGGCCUUGUUGCAACAAGCUUUCCAGGCCCAGCGAGCAUUCAUUGCAGUGGUAGCAGAAUCAAAGACACCAACUGCGGCGGUCUUGACAGAGCUUCUGAAGCCAACUUCUGAAAAAAUGUGUGAGAUCCAGGAAUAUCGGGAUAAGAGAAGGUCUUCCAAGUUCUUCAACCAUUUCUCAGCCAUCAGUGAGGGUGCCCCGAUGCUUGGAUGGGUGACUGUGCCCAACACGCCAGCACCAUACGUCAACUCUAUGGUCUGCUCAGCCACGUUUUAUACCAACAGAAUUCUCAAAGAAUACAGGGAAACAGAUGCCACGCAUGUUGAUUGGACAAAAGGACUUGUCAAGGUCAUCCAGGAGCUAGAGGAGUAUGUCAAGAAACACCAUCUUACCGGUGUCUCCUGGAACAGGCAGGGCAAGGAUGCCAGUGUACCAGCUGCAGGAGCAGCUCCACCACCACCAGCCCCUGCUGGUGGUGCCCCUCCCCCACCACCACCCCCAGUCGUUGCACCCCCGUCCGGUCCUGCUGCUCCAGCUUCAGAAGAUGACUCAAGGGGUGCUCUCUUUGCUGCGCUUAACCAAGGAGAAGCUGUUACAAGCGGGUUAAAGAAGGUGACCAAUGACAUGAAGACCCACAAGAACCCUGAGCUGAGGAAGCAAGUCAAGCCUGUAUCCUCCUCCCCCAAGCCCUACAAGGCCCCUGCUGCGGUCAAGUCUGUAGCCGCUGCCAAACCAGCCCAGGUCAAGAAACCAGCCAGCACUCAGCUGAAUAUGAAGAGAUGGGAUGUGGAAUACCAUUCGCAAAAUCAAAACAUUGUUUUGGACGAAGCCAAUAUGAAGCAGACAGUGUACAUCUACAAGUGUGACAACAGCGUCAUCAACAUCCCCGCAAAAGUCAACUCCAUCACUAUCGAUGGAUGCAAGAAGGUUGGUGUUGCCUGUGAGAGUGUUCUUGGAGCUCUGGAUAUUGUCAACUGCCAGAGUAUAAAAUUACAGAUCCUUGGCCAGGCUCACAUUGUGAACAUAGACAAGACAGAUGGUUGUAUGGUGUACUUGAGUGAGAAUUGUAAGGGUGCCGAGAUCAUCAGCGCCAAGUCGUCUGAGAUGAACGUCCUUGUCCCCAAUGCUGAGGGAGAAUUUACGGAAUUCGCUCUUCCAGAGCAGUACAGAAGCGUGUACAGUGAGGAAAAGAAAACCAUGGUCACAACCAGUACAGAAUCCAUGGGAUAAACUACGGCUUCUCUUCCAUAGUCAAAAUCAUGAGGCAGAUAUAUUAGUGUAACCCAGUAGCACCAAACAGCCGCAAUUAAAAGCGUUCGGUGGUUGCUAUGGCAAAUUUUAUUAUGAUUUCAAAUGCUAUAUGACUAAUUAUGAGAAAUUUUAUGAUCACUUAUUUCAUCCAUCACUCGAGUCGGAGACAAAUUUGCAAAGAAAUGAUUGGUUAUCAAUAAACACAUGCUUAUGCCAUUGUUUGUUAUAAUCAAAUAUGUAUUUACAGUUGCUUUAAACUGAUCACAUUAUGUUUAGAAGUUUGUGAUAUUAGCUUUAAAAGUUUUUAUUAGUUUCAUCUUUUCAAUUUACGCAACCUCAUUAGUUUCAGUUAGAGAUCGCAUGGUCAUUGAAAUCAUUGUCAUGUUUUUUUAGAAGUAUUUUUGUAAUAUGUUACCAUCAUUUUAUGACUAUAAAUGUGAUUGAAGGCAUUUGAAUUUAUAAUCACUUAUAUGGAUAACACAGUAUUAUUCAAUAAAAGAUAUGUGGUUAAUCAUAACUUUCUUCAUACUGUCCUUAAACAUUAUGGUGGAGGUUCUCUUGUGAUGUGAAAAUGAUUUAAGAUACGGUUUACUGGUAGUACACAAGAUCAUGAAUUACAAUAUAAGAUAUUAUGAUGACCAUGUACUUCUUAACAAAAUAUAUAUAGGUACUACAUGUAUGUCUCAUGAGAGUAUAUGUGAAAUUAAGUUCAUCAAAAAAUAAGAGCAGGACUUUAUGCUUGUGAUGGUAGCCAUGACCCAAUGUUGAGUUUUAUGAGAUAUAUAUAUUUAUAUUUAUUUUGCCACGUAGUCAAAAUUAAUGACUUUAAUUUGAUGUUCAGUAGUGAUUCUGUUUAGUUCAUCAGCAUUCAAAAAUGUUUAAGUUGCAUGGAGAUUUCUGUGAAGUUGUUUUUCAUAUAAGAGAUGAGAUGCUACAUCACAUGGGCUUGGUUUGUUUUUAUAAAUGAUGUUUUAAUUAAUAGAUUUAAAAUCAUUAUUUUAAAUGAAGAUCGACACAUUGCAAUAUUUUCUGUAAUUUCUGUGUGAAUGAAAGCACCAUGUACAAGUACAUGUAUGUUUGCCUGAAACAUCACCCAAGGUGAUAAAAAGGCUUGAACUGGAAUUAAAUUCAAUACUUAGUCAGAAAUAUGAGUGUUUUAUUCAACUUUCAGCUUCGGUAAAAAAAAACUCAGCCAACUUUGGUAUCCAGUUGUAAAGUAGUUUACACUCACUUUAAGACAACUCCCUAGCUGACUUAAGCCAAUUAUUUUUGAGGCCUUGAGUGGCAGGCACAUGGGUUUUCAUACACAGUCGUCAUUCAAGUUAGCUAUGCACAUUUAGAUGCGGUUGUUGCACAAAACUUUGGAUUGGCUAAGUCUUGUCACAAUGGUCAUCAGUAUUUUGAUUUUCCAAGAAUAGAGUUAAAAGAACAAAUUUCCUUUUGUAGAAUAGUUUGCUUACAUAUGUGCCUGUAUGUUAUGACAUGAAUUGUUAGUUAAACUGAUGUAAGAUUUUGGAAGGGGAGGGGAGGGUGAGGGUGAGAAUGGGAAUUUAACACCGGAAAGAAGAAAGAUACUUAUUCUCUGUGGUAUUGUUGUUAGAAUUAGAGAACAACAGUGCAUGAACUCAAAGUCUCAAACUGUACUAACCUUACAUGUAGUUAAGAUACAAGUUUACAGGAAAACCAAUGUUUAUCUUUAAUUAAACAGAAAUUUAGACAUGUUUAUAGGUUGUUUUUUUAUAAGGAGAAGAAGAACUCUGACUAAGAUAUGUAUGAUUUUUGUGGCAAGAAUAUGGCUCAUACAUGCAUGCCUUAUGGGUAAGAACGUACUUGGAUAUGUGUGAAUGCAAAGCAAUAAAUCUGCUCAGUUUGGAAAAGGA